This is a messenger RNA of Alternaria burnsii, 1974 nucleotides long. RefSeq lists its product as uncharacterized. The record is from RefSeq and is a predicted model, not a curated record. Bases 1 to 1974 code for a protein of 657 amino acids. Lineage: Eukaryota; Fungi; Ascomycota; Dothideomycetes; Pleosporales; Pleosporaceae. The transcript is spliced from 2 exons.
AUGACAGAUAUCCUCGCAUGGGAACCACCAUCGUGGUGGGCUCCCAAUGCCAUGACCGAAACCCCUUCUAAAACGGACCUGCGCAUGUUCGCCUUGGGAUUGCUCCAUGGGGAUCGUUCCAGACGGAUUAAAUCCGCAUAUGCGAAAGCGAAGAGAUGUAAAGUAUGCUGCAACAAUGCGUGGCCUACAGCAUCAGGCGGCAUCUUUGUUUAUAGUCUGCUAUCGUCCGCUGAUAAGGGGUGCGCUGGUUGUUUGACACUAUGCGGUAUUUUAAACAGAUGUGCUUUGUUUUCCAAGAACUCAAGCAAGCCAUUCGAGCUCUCCCCGAAUCAAUGGAUAUCGUGUAGAGUGGAGAGAUCAAGACUGGUUUUGGAAUGCUACCCAAGUGCCUCGUGGGAGGUAUUUGCUCCAGGAAAUCUCAAAAAUUCAUGGCAAAUACCGCAUCUGCCUCACGAAGUGGUAGCGAAUUCUGGUUCUGACCAAGCUGUCGAACGAGCGUCGUCGUGGCUGCAGAAUUGCGAAAAUAACCACGAGUUGUGCAGAAGUGCCAAUUCGAGCCUGCCGACUCGCGUUAUCUCGAUUCAAGGGCCGGAUACUAUCAAAUUGUGCGAGACUGAUGGCGAGUUUGAACCUUACGUUUGUCUAAGUCAUUGUUGGGGUAAAGGUGAAGUUACCAAGACUGAGAAGGCAACUUUGUCCACGUACAAGCAAAACAUACCCUGGCAAAAAGUUCCCCGAACCUUCCAAGAUGCGAUUUCUUUCGCCUCCAGACUGGGAUACAAGUAUGUCUGGAUCGACAGCCUUUGUAUCGUACAAGACAGCGUCGAGGACUGGCGAAGCGAGGGUAGUAAGAUGGCGCAGAUAUAUUCUGGUGCUGACUUCACCAUUGCUGCUACAGCAUCUAAUCGCCCAUCGGAGGGGUGUUUCCGCCAGACUACAAACCGCCCAACUAACAUAUACUCGUACCCCGAUAUGAACGGCUCGAUGCAGAAUGUGUGUGUUCGAUCCUGCAUAAAUCAUUAUACAUGGAGAUAUAGCGAAUACCCCUUGCUGCGCCGUGGGUGGACAUUACAAGAAUGCCUGUUGUCACGGAGAAUCGUGCACUUCACUGCUGAAGAGAUGUUCUGGGCUUGCAGGACUGUAAACGAAUGCGAGUGCUCAUUUUGGUGGGACCUCCCGUCUUUACCAUUCAAAAAUUUGCGCAGCCCCAAAUAUCUGACAGCAGCGAGGUCCUCUAGCGAAGCGGAAUACACAGAUCUAUGGCAUGCUAUUGUUAGCGAAUACAGUAAUUCGUCCUUGACAUAUGAGACAGACUGCUUCCCGGCUUUACAGGGCAUCGGCAAGCAGUUGUAUCAACUCAAGAAGUCAGCAUAUAUGGCUGGCCUGUGGGAAAAUAGUAUCAUACACGAUUUAUUGUGGUACUCUGAUCACAAGGACAAAUCAUGCAGACCGCAACAAUGGCGCGCCCCCUCAUGGUCAUGGGCAUCUGUCAUUGGUCGGGUCACAUGGCCAAACUGGAGUUCAGCCUGUACGCUUUUAUCUACGUAUGUCACCAGAGAAAUUUUGCCUGCAGGGGCAGAUGAGUUCGGUGAACUUUUGUCCGCAAAAAUUACUUUGCGAGGUCGAUGUCUGCUAGACAGUAUGGAAGCCACUUACCACUAUAACGCGCCGCUAUCCACAACUAUCCAAUACCGGGACCAUCGAGCUUGGAGGAAGUGUCCUCGUAAUGUUUACCUUGACUUUGAAUUGGAGAGUUCAGGUAGACCUUCCACGCCUCCUAGACAGGUGAGAACGCUCAUCCUGAGUGUAUACCAAAUGCAGUCGAACAAUCUCUUCGAUGCUUUGGUCCUGCGACCUUUGGACACUGCAAAGCACACAUACGAGCGGAUUGGUUUGGUAGAGUUCGAAACUCGCAAUGGGUAUGAGGUGUCUGACCUUCCUUUGGGAAACGAAGAAACUCUACACAUCGUUUGA